Molecule: messenger RNA, 4244 nt
Organism: Anolis sagrei ordinatus
Lineage: Eukaryota; Metazoa; Chordata; Lepidosauria; Squamata; Anolidae
Gene: EGLN1
Product: egl-9 family hypoxia inducible factor 1
Biological process (GO): cellular response to hypoxia; peptidyl-proline hydroxylation to 4-hydroxy-L-proline
Cellular component (GO): cytoplasm; nucleus
Molecular function (GO): L-ascorbic acid binding; ferrous iron binding; peptidyl-proline 4-dioxygenase activity
Source: RefSeq, a predicted model, not a curated record
CGCGAGAGGAGAGAGAGAGAGAGAGAGGAGGGACGGUGGCUCGCGCCGGCCACGAAGGAGGCGGAGGACGUCGACAGAGCGACCCGAGGAGGCUUGAGGGGAGGAGAAGGAAGGAAGGGAAGGAGGGAGAGAGAGAGUGAAGGAGGCCUCUCGGCGGGAGAUGAGGCGCUCCCCUCCCUUCCUCUGGCCAUGAUGAAGCGGUGGCGGUGGCGGCGGCAGGAGGACUGAGGCGCGGGCGAGGAGGCCGCGCUGACGGAGCGCCGCUUGGGGGGUGUGGGAAGAGCACGACGGCCAUGAUGAUGAAGUGAGCCCGCCGCUCGGCGCUUGGCCUUCCGGAGGAGGAGGAGGAGGAGGAGAAGGCCGCCGCGGAGGAGGAAGCCGAGGCGUGGGGCGCGCGCGGCAGCAUGGCCAAUGACAGCGGUGGGAGUGGCGGCGGCCAAGGCGGCGGCGGGGGAAGCUGCAGCAACGGCAACAACGGCCACGGGUCCAACAGCUGCACCGCCAGCAGCAGCAGCAGUACCAGCGAGCGGGACCGGCAGUACUGCGAGCUGUGCGGGAAGAUGGAAAACCUGCUUCGGUGCGGGCGGUGCCGCAGCUCCUUCUACUGCAGCAAGGAGCACCAGCGCCAGGACUGGAAGAAGCACAAGCUCAUCUGCCGAGGGGGAGGAGGAGGAGGAGGGGAGGCGCCGCCGCACGGGCACACCAACAGCCGCCCCCACGCCGCCGAGGAGGCCAAGAAGGCAGCCAAGCCUCCUCCGCCUCCCCUUCCCCUGCCCCCUCCUCUUCCUCCCCCAAACGGGGAAGGGGACGCUGCGGCCACCAACAACCACGUUGCCAAAGCGGCGCCUGAGGAAGAGGAGGAGGAGGAGGAGAAAGAGAAGGACAAGGAGGAGGAGGUGGCGGCCGCAGCAGCAGCGGCUCCCCCGCCGGCCCGGGAGGCGGGCCUCCUCUACCGGGACAAGUCCAACUUGACGGGCGAGGCGUCGCUGCGGCGCAACGGGCAGAUGAAGUCGCAGGUGCCCCAGCGGCUGGCGCUGGAGUACAUCGUGCCCUGCAUGAACAAGCACGGCAUCUGCGUGGUGGACGAGUUCCUGGGGCCCGAGCUGGGCGGGCGCAUCGAGCAGGAGGUGCGCGCCUUGCACCACACGGGCCGCUUCACCGACGGGCAGCUGGUCAGCCAGAAGAGCGACUCCUCCCGGGACAUCCGCGGAGACAAGAUCACCUGGGUGGAAGGCAAGGAGCCCGGCUGCAAGGCCAUCGGGAAGCUCAUGAACAGCAUGGACGAUCUCAUCCGGCACUGCAAUGGCAAGCUGGGCAACUACAAGAUCAAUGGCAGGACGAAAGCAAUGGUGGCUUGCUAUCCAGGCAAUGGGACAGGAUAUGUGCGUCAUGUCGAUAACCCAAAUGGAGAUGGAAGAUGUGUCACAUGUAUAUAUUACCUUAAUAAGGAUUGGGAUGCCAAGAUAAGUGGAGGUAUUCUUCGAAUAUUCCCAGAAGGCAAAGCCCAGUUUGCUGACAUUGAACCUAAAUUUGAUAGACUGUUGUUUUUCUGGUCUGACCGCCGCAACCCUCAUGAAGUGCAGCCUGCAUUUGCUACAAGGUACGCAAUAACAGUGUGGUAUUUUGAUGCAGAUGAACGAGCCCGCGCAAAAGUAAAAUACUUAACAGGUGAAAAGGGUGUAAGGGUUGAACUCAACAAACCUUCUGAUUCAAAUGGGAAAGACCUUUUAUAAAGCCUUUGAUCUAGCAAUUCCUUGGCUCUUCUCCUCCUGCCCCCAAACAGUCCUUGGCGCUGUCUGUAACUUUUGAAUGUGAAUAUUAAGAUAAAGGAAAAUCAACGCCAAAUCAACACUUGGAAUAAACCAAUCAAUAAAUAAUAAGUUUCAGUGUUGCAUCAAAUGGAUUUUGUAACUGCUGAAGCGUUGUACUACAUGAUUGUGACUCCAGUCCUGUGACUGCUUAUUUGAAGAUAAGCAUUGAGAAGAAACAGCUUACACAUGAAGUGCCCUACAUAGUUUUCUAUUGAUAUUUUGCCAUUCAGUCAUCCGGCUCAAUGUUGUUCAUCUCCCUCUUCUUCUUCUUUUUUUAAAAGAAAAAUGGUAACAUUUGAAUUUUAUUUUUUUGUAUAAACCAAGUUCAACUGAUCAAAAUUGAGCAAAACAAAUAUUAUUCUCCGGAAUACCAUUUAUCUAUUUUUGUAAAUUUGCUGUUCACACUGUUAUCUUACCAUGUAAAACCUAAUUUAAAUAAGAGUUGCCAGUAACUGAUGAUCACUUUGUCUUUUCACUUAAAAUCCCAAAAGGAGCACUUUAAUUACCAUCUGAACCCAACUGUUUUUGUUUUCAUAUCUUACACUAAUUUGAACAUUUUUUAAAAGAUUGCUGCUGUAUUGUGUUCUUUGAAACUUUUAAAAAACUGAAACAGAUGCCUAUCUUGCUGUCAAUUACUUUGUUAAAUUUGUGGUUUUAUAUGUUGAAUGCAGAAAGCAAGUAUUCUGUAUACUGUCUCAUUUGGGUUUUCUAAGUGACUGGCUUGCACUAAGUGAACUUGACGCUAUCUGUACUGUCCUUGGUGUUGAAAACUGUGGGUACAAUCCAUUGGGAAUUUCAUCUGUGAAAGCCACUUGAUAGAAGUAAAAAUCAUUCAGAAACACAGCUGUGCUUUUUUGCAGCUCUUGCUUUUGAUAGGGCUUGUGCAGAUGGAUUAUCAAGUGGAAUAUGCCCAUAAGUACCAUCAAACCCCUCUAACCAAUACAAGGGCUUUUCUAGGCUUUUAGAUGUACCAACAAAUACCCUUUCUACUACCUUGAUGGGAGACCUCUGUUUUGACUCUUUUAAAAAAAGCUUAUUACCUGCCACUGUAGGGCAAUGCAACUUAAAAUCAGAGAUGACAUUUCUCUCAGAGCAGUAGUAUUCCUUCUCAUUUACAGUUGAGCCACUUGAUCUUACAUAGUGUCAAGGCUGUAUUCAGUGCAUUAAUACUGAAGUGCAUCACUACGGCCUUAAUAAUGUAAAGGUUGUCGUACUGCUGAGAAAAUUUAACAUUGGCUUCUGAUCAAUAUGGAGAUGUUUUUAGACACAGGAAAACAAUUACUCACUUUAAGGUGGUGAAGCAAUAACGUUCCCUCAACAAGAUAUUUUGAAAUGUUUGUUUGGGAAGGGAUGGCUGUGUGCUCAAGAAUAACCCCUGAAGGGAAGUUUUCAUUCUACCAGCCUUAGAAACAUGAGCCUCCCUACACAAUAUUUCAUCACCUGCCCCUUGAUUCCCUCAAUUCAAUCAGAACAAUGUGAGUGUACAGAAAUAUUUCUGUAUGUACAACCUGGAACAUUUUUAGCAUCUGUAUAGUUUGUAUUCUUAUUAGAGACCUUUUCUAUGGAAAGUUCAGUAAUUUUUAUUAAAAAAAAAACCUUACUAUUCAUGUAAAACAUGAAAAAGGAGUGUAUUUAGUGACAACUGACAGAAGAGGGAAAUUCAGUAUUGUGAUAGCAUAAUUGGGGAACUUGUGACAAGAUUUCUGGGGUUUUUUUUUUUGUCCCUUCCCUCUCCCCUACAAAAACAAGCUGUCAAAACUUUUUAACAGUUUUUCUCUUCAUCCUGGUAAAUCAGAAGAAAACAUCUCUAUUGUAAGUGCCUCUACAAGCCUGACCAAGGAGUGUAAAUCUUCUUUUCUGUCUGGUCUGCAGUGCAAUGCACUGUUUAGGCCUAAAGAACACCAUUUCUGACUCUUAACUGCUUUUGUAUUUUGUUUAAUAUGUUAGAAAUGCACAACAUACGCCUUUACAUUUUUGUUUGUCCCUCUGUUCAAAGUAUUGAUGUCUUACAUUUGUGCUUGCUGGGGAGAUUUAAACAUGUUUAAAUCUCUCAGUUUGUUAUUUUCAAAAGAUCGCCGAAUUGGGUCUUAUAACAACUGUUUAGAAAACCAUUCAUGUCAGUUUAGUCUCUAGCCUUGGGCAUCACCAAGCAUUAACCUACCAGUUGCAGACUGUUUUUAAACUGUCUUAUGGCCUGUAUGUGUGUUUAGUCCUGGUUAAAGAUAAAGCUUCAUAAUACUAUCUUUAUUUCAUGACAUUAGCCAGCUGUAAAACACAAGACUUUUAUCUAGCAGGCAAAGAAAUUCAGGAUUCAUUUGCAGAUUUCCUAUGAAGUCAUGUAACUUUUGAAAAACAGUGUUCAUUACUGAAAGAGCUCUCAAGUUGCUUGUAAAGCUAACCUAAUUAAAAGAUGUAUAAAGGUUCUUGAAACAA